Molecule: messenger RNA, 817 nt
Organism: Perca fluviatilis (European perch)
Lineage: Eukaryota; Metazoa; Chordata; Actinopteri; Perciformes; Percidae
Product: integumentary mucin C.1-like
Exons: 3
Coding region: 11-406 (131 amino acids)
Source: RefSeq, a predicted model, not a curated record
CACUGUAACCAUGCUGAAGGUAGUAUUUGUGCUUGGAUGCCUCCUGAGCUUCGCUCUGGCUCAUCCUACGGACAUGGAGCACAAAAAACAUGCUCGGCCACACUCUGGCUCACAUUCCAAUGAGCGUAUACACCGGCCACCUACGGUGACUAUCCCACAGUGGGCCAAGGACUUACUUACCCACCGCCAACAAACUACUACUGCAGCACCUGCUACUACUACUACUGCAGCACCUGCUACUACUACUGCAGCACCUGCUACUACUACUGCAGCACCUGCUACUACUACUGCAGCACCUGCUACUACUACUGCAGCACCUGCUACUACUACUACUGCAGCACCUGCUACUACUACUACUGCAGCACCUGCUACUACUACUGCAGCACCUGCUACUACUACAAAAUAAAAUCUGGAAUAUAACCAGAGAUCAAUAAGUGAAUCUAAACCUGUAUCGGACGGCAUAGAAAUUUGAAAUCAGCUUUGUUUUGUGUCAGCUUUUCACGACAACUGUUUCUUUCUCUUUUCAAAUUUAAAUAAUGUUGUCUUAUAGCAAUUAAACAUGUGGAUCAAAAUCACUUUAUUCUCUGUAGUAGCUGACAAUAAACUUCAUAAACGGAAAACCUGGCCCAAAUAUGUUUAUUUUUCUUGCAAUCCAUAUGUAUGAGGAACAUUAAUGAAGCUGUGUAAAUAGUUGUGUAUCAUAGAACAUUUUUGAUGUUCAUGCAAGACUUAUAACUAAUCCUGUACCUGUUGGGAAACAGUGAAGUGGUGUUCACUGGACAUGAUUCAUGUACAGCUUUAUGUUGUUUGUGCAUGC